Messenger RNA from Auanema sp. JU1783, 603 nucleotides. NCBI's taxonomy places the organism in Eukaryota, Metazoa, Nematoda, Chromadorea, Rhabditida, Rhabditidae. The record is from the annotation of a GenBank genome assembly.
AUGUUAAGAGAUCAUUACGAUAACUGUCCGACAGAGUCAAUCGUACAAAUUCAAGAUAUGUCAGAAGAUUGGGUCGAAACAUUUCCUGGAAGUUUUGAAAUUAACGGCAAACUCAUGCAUGUCGAUACCCAUUAUCCUUCCAGCGCACGUGGAUUAAUCAAAUUGAUUCAAGUUAUCGUUUGUUUUCUGGCUUUGAUACUUGUUUGCUCAUCUCAACCUGUGCAGGAUGAACGAGGAAUCCCGAUGCUCAUAUGUAGCGCAGGAAUCAUAAUUUCAUUUUUUCUCCUCAUUUCUUAUACCUUGCUGAUAAACAUAAAAUGCCAAGCCACAGCUUGGUACAUAAUGGAAGUUGUGUUAUACCUUAUUCUCGUCGCAGGAUUUAUAAUAAGUGGAUUAUUAAUGGCUAUUUUCUGUGCAAGGCAUUGGGCUGACAUAAACCCAGUUUGGGAGACAAUGCCAGCUAUAGCAUCGGGCGUGCUAUUCGUUUGUGCAUUGCUCUAUCUGGCUGACCUACUUGUUGUUCUGCUGUAUUGGAAACGUUGGUCAUGGCAUCCCACUUCUGAUUUUGAAAACGAGCCCCGAAACAGCGUUUUACCUAGCUGA